Messenger RNA from Morchella sextelata, 2247 nucleotides. RefSeq lists its product as uncharacterized. Gene Ontology annotation, molecular function: protein binding. The coding region runs from base 1 to 2247 and encodes 748 amino acids. The record is from RefSeq and is a predicted model, not a curated record. The transcript has 13 exons. Lineage: Eukaryota; Fungi; Ascomycota; Pezizomycetes; Pezizales; Morchellaceae.
AUGGCGGAGGUAGUGGGUGUUAUUGCCAGCAUUGCCGGCCUGGUCCAAAUCACUGCUACAGUAUAUGGUCUAAUUCAUACUUACGUUGGGGGCGUCAAUCGAGCAGAUAAAGACCGCCAGGAAUUACUGGGGGAGCUCAAGACACUCAGCCUUCUCCUUAUUCACUUGCAAGACGAAGUUAGAGAGAACUGGGAAGGGUCACCAGCACUGCAAGAAUUAUGCUCCAAGGAAGGGGCACUUCAGGGGUGUGCUCUGAAGUGUGCUGUAGAGUUAGAAAAGUUGGAGGCCCGGUUUAAGCAGAAGAAUCGAUUCCUAAGCCGCCUGAAAUGGCCAUUACAGGCGGGUGAAACCAAGGAAUACAUAGAAAAGCUUGAGAGAUUUAAAUCAACGGUUGAUAUAGCUUUGGGUUUGGACAAUCGCGCAAGCGUGAGAAGGCUCGAAGAGAACGUCAAAUCUACAACCCUUUUGAUUCAGGAUUUCAGGGCUGAGACAAAAUCUAUGAUAAACCUUGCGAUCCAAAAUGUUGGGCCAUCUAGAGCGGAUGUCUCGUCAGCACGCAAAACUGUACUAGAUUGGAUAUACCCGGGGGAUUUCAACGCUAAACACUACGAAAUCAGCAAUAGGAGACAAAAAGGUACAGGUGAUUGGCUUCUGAAAUCGCCAGAAUUUGUCGGCUGGGUUGAAGGGAAGUUAAAAUCCCGCUUACUUUGGGGUCACGGCAUUCCUGGAGCUGGCAAGACAUUUUUGAGCUCCACUCUUGUGCGAAUGGGAUGUUUUUGCUUAUCCUCUGAUCAGAAAUUGACAUUUGAGCCUUUUCUGCAUUUUCUUGGAAAAUCGGAUAAUGUUACUCUUUUUUUUGCUAUAUACUCUAAUCUAUCACAUCUACAUGUCCGGUCGCCCGUACGCGUCUCGUCGCCAUUACACAUCGCAUCUUCUGCAGGUCACCUAGAAGUCGUAAAACGAUUGGUCGAAAAGGGUGAGGAUGUUUUAGUUAGGGAUUGGAACUCAAGACUUCCAUUACAUGUUGCUGCUUCGGAGGGUCAGAAGGCAGUGGUGAACUAUCUUCUUCGAACCAGACAUGGACGACAACACUGGGUAGCCAAUAUUAAAGGAUAUAACGGAAAUAAUGCAUUGCAUGAGGCAUGUUUGGCAGGUCAUGAGCGGGUAGUUAUGCUACUUCUCAACAAACGCCUGUAUCCCCCAUGGAUUCGAAAUAUACAUAGGCUCGUAAACAUAUAUCAAGAUACCGCGCUGGAUUUAGCUGUUGAAAAUGGACAUGAGGCAGUGGUUAAGCUACUUCUCGACAAGGGAGCUAAUGUAAACGCUAUUAACGAAUUAAACGAGACUCCAUUGCACAAGACAGCUAGAAAAGGAGACGAGGGAGUGGUCAAGCUGCUUCUCGACAACGGAGCUGAUGUAAACGCUUAUGACAAAUCGAACGAGACUGCAUUGCACAAGGCAGCUAAGUAUGGAAAGGUGGCAGUGGCCAAGCUGCUUCUCGACAGAGGAGCUAAUAUAAACGCCGUGGACGGAUCGAACGAGACUGCAUGGCACAAGGCAGCUGGUAAUUGGUAUAGCAGAAAUGGGGCAGUAGUCAAGCUGCUUCUCGACAACGGAGCUGAUGUAAACGCUGUUGACAAAUCGAACCAGACCGCAUUGCACAAGGCAGCAGAAAAUGGGACGGAAGCAGUGAUCGAGCUGCUUCUCGACAACGGAGCUGAUGUAAACGCUAUUGACAAAUCAAACGAGACCGCAUUGCACAAGGCAGUUAGACACGGAAAAGGGUCAAUGGUCAAACUACUACUCGACAAAGGAGCUGAUGUAAACGCCCUAGGCGAAUCGAACGAGACUGCAUUACACAAGGCAGCUAGGUGGGGGGAGAAGGCAGUGAUCAGGCUGCUUCUGGACAGAGGAGCUGAUGUAAACGCCGUGAACGAAUCGAAUGAGACUGCAUUACACAUGGCAGUUUCCGAUUACCGCAACGAGGUAGUGGUUAUGUUACUUCUCGACAGGGGAGCUGAUGUAAACGCUGUUGACAAAUCGAACGAGACUGCAUUGUACAAGGCAGCUAUCUAUGGAGGGGAGGAAAUAGUCAAGCUGCUGCUUGAGAACGGAGCUGAUGACAUACUUUCUGCGAAUAACAGAUCCGGCUUGACAUUCUCAUAUCACCGGAACCCGGACAGGACACUAUUCCUCUUGACAGCGGGACCUUUACUGUUCGACACCUGGUCGACACUGUCUGUCUGA